GGAACUCAUCUUGAGUGUAGGGCUGGCCGCCGACGGGAUUUAAGGACGGCUUCGGUUCCGGCGUCACCGGAAGUAAUUAGAAGAUGGCGUCUUCUUCGCUGAGCGGGUCGGCUGCUGCCGGUGGGAAAAGUGAAUUUCGUAACCAGAAGCGGAAGCCGGAGAACCCAGAUGAAUCAGAGCUCCUCACUGUUCCUGAUGGUUGGAAGGAACCAGCUUUCUCCAAAGAGGACAACCCUAGAGGACUCCUGGAAGAGAGCAGUUUUGCAACUUUGUUCCCCAAAUACAGAGAAGCUUACUUGAAAGAAUGUUGGCCUUUGGUGCAGAAAGCCUUGAAUGAACAUCAUGUUAAGGCAACCCUGGACCUGAUUGAAGGUAGCAUGACUGUCUGCACUACAAAGAAGACUUUUGAUCCAUAUAUCAUCAUUAGGGCCAGAGAUCUAAUAAAACUGUUAGCAAGGAGUGUUUCGUUUGAACAGGCUGUACGAAUUCUUCAGGAUGAUGUGGCUUGUGACAUCAUUAAAAUAGGUUCUUUAGUAAGAAAUAAAGAAAGAUUUGUAAAAAGAAGACAGCGGCUUAUUGGUCCCAAAGGAUCUACAUUGAAGGCAUUGGAACUCUUAACAAACUGUUACAUUAUGGUUCAGGGAAAUACAGUUUCAGCUAUUGGACCUUUUAGUGGUUUAAAAGAGGUACGGAAAGUAGUCCUAGAUACUAUGAAGAACAUUCAUCCAAUUUAUAACAUUAAAACCUUAAUGAUUAAACGAGAGCUGGCAAAAGAUUCUGAAUUACGAACACAAAGUUGGGAAAGAUUUUUGCCACAGUUUAAACACAAAAAUGUGAAUAAACGCAAGGAACCAAAGAAGAAAACUGUUAAGAAAGAGUAUACACCGUUCCCACCUCCACAGCCAGAAAGUCAGAUUGAUAAGGAAUUGGCCAGUGGUGAGUACUUUUUGAAGGCAAGUCAGAAGAAGCGACAGAAAAUGGAAGCAAUAAAGGCUAAACAAGCAGAAGCUCUCAGUAAGAGACAAGAAGAAAGAAAUAAAGCUUUUAUUCCACCAAAAGAAAAACCAGUUGUGAAGCCUAAGGAAGCUUCUACUGAAACUAAAAUUGAUGUGGCUGCUAUCAAGGAAAAAGUAAAGAAAGCCAAGAACAAGAAAUUGGGAGCACUUACAGCUGAAGAAGUUAAGCUUAAAAUGGAAGCAGAUGAAAAGAAAAAGAAAAAAAAGUAAUAUGUAAAAAAAAAAACUGAACUAAAACUUAUGUCAUUAUCUCCUUUUGUAAAGGAUUUUGAGAAUCUAAGGUAUUAAUUGCCUUAUCUGUGAGAAAAACUGCUCCGAUCACUUCUGAGUUUCUUUUAUUCAUAGAACAGUGUUCUUUAUAAAUUAUUGUAUUCUCCACAUGUGUUUUGAAAACUUUGUACUAAAAAGUAGUGUAUGUCUUCUUGUACAUUGUACCUAAUCAGAUCCAGGGAGGUUUUGUCCAAGUAUGAUUUUAGUAAUUUUUAAGGUUUUUUUAUAUAGAGAGAUUUUUGGAAUAUGAUUAUAAUUGUCCAUUAAAGCCAAUGUCUGAUGCCAUUGGUUUUUAAAAUAUAAUAAAUGUCUCAGCAUUUCGUUUUGAAAAGACUAAAUGAAGUUUUUUCAGUGUUUGCUUUUUCUUUCUCCCUCCUUAAUCACAAAGUAAAUAUUUAGGUUUAUACCUUUUUAUGGAUUCAUUUUAUAUUUCAUUCCAGGAUUAAACAGCUCAUAAGCAGAAAAUCAAGGCAUCUGAAGUCAAAUCUCAUACUCUUCUACUCUUGAGUCUGGGAAAGUGGUAACCAGAAAGACUUCAAAUUGUAAGAGAGCAGGGAAAUCUAGAAUCGUGUUAAAUCAGCAAAUGAGAACUGUUUCUAAUGUUUUUAACUAAUGAGGGCUUCUGGAGUAUUACUUACAAUCACCUAAUCCAGCUUACUGAUCUUACACAUUGGAAGCUGAAACCUGGGCUCGGGUACUCACUGAACGCCCAACUUUGACAACCGCUGUACAUUGUUUAUCUGUAUAAAAAUGGAAAGUAAAGAUGAGUUUGUCUGAUAGAGUUAGGAAGUUAAACAGUUUUCCUUUUU
Messenger RNA from Lepus europaeus (European hare), 2095 nucleotides. It is a transcript of the gene KRR1, whose product is annotated as KRR1 small subunit processome component homolog. Gene Ontology annotation, molecular function: RNA binding. Lineage: Eukaryota; Metazoa; Chordata; Mammalia; Lagomorpha; Leporidae. Gene Ontology annotation, cellular component: nucleolus; small-subunit processome. The transcript is spliced from 10 exons. Bases 84 to 1226 code for a protein of 380 amino acids. The record is from RefSeq and is a predicted model, not a curated record.